AUGGACCAUCUCCCGAAGGUUGAGGAGCCUUACCAUCGCGAACUGCAGAUCCCUCUGUUUGUGAAAAAAGGACAGGAAUAUGAUGGGGUAGGGCUGGAAGAUUUUCUCUCUUUUCCAUCAAAACAAGGGCUUAAUCUGGAAAGGCUGAAGUUCGGUGACUUUGGGGAACGAACCUUCGAAGAUGUCAUAUCUUGCAUCCAAGCUUGGGGUUAUUUUGGAAUGUUGCAAGAGGUACUCAGAGUAGGCAACGUCAAUAUGCGAUUUGAUUUUUCGGGUGGUGAGGAGACCGAAGGUAUAUUUGUCUCGACAACUAGUAAGGGGUUACCAGAUCUGAUUCGCUUUUGGUACGACCAUGAGGAGGUCGUCGAUAGAGAAACGAAGAAUGUUCACGCAGAGACAGUAUAUAAGAUAACCCGGGCUGUGCGUGAUCUGAUAUGGGGUAUCACGCAUCAAGAAUUCCGCGGCGGAAGCGUCAGUACGUCUACCGACAUUCUCGACGAGGAUGAGGAGAGUAUGAAGCUGUCCAGCAUAGUCAAGGAUCUCAGUCACGAAAUUGGUAUGAUAGUCACUGACAAGUACUACGAUCGGAAUCCGAACUUCUACACGGCCGAAAAGGGGUGGGAGGAUGAAGAGUUCAAAAUUGGCGAGGUCAAUUGGAAAGUGGGAAGAACUGGGUCCAAGGCGCAUCAACUCAUGCUCAGUAUUGUCGUUCUCGGUGAAACAUUGACCAAUGCAGCCUCUGUUAUUUAUGAAGGCUUCAACACCUAUAAGUGGCCAUUAUGUCCUAUGGUCUCGUUCUUGAUGGAACUGGUGGGGUGGUGUCCGUUCCAGAUCUCGCAGCUCUCCACACGUUGCACCAAUUCACACCUUUACUACCUGAGCUUUUUCAAUCAACAGCAGUUCUCAAAUAAUCACAGGAGAUGCUGCAAGGACUUUUGCCUGGCAUACCAGAUAAACGAGGAAAUAUACGAGACACGCCAUGUGACAGCAGAUUGCAAUUGCGCGUUCAUCUCUUUUGCUGAAUUGGCGGAUGUUUUCACUUGGAUUGAGCAGGGAGGCACAGCACUAGUUAAGCGCGAAGUCAAAGACACAGGAGAAGGAAUUCAGAAAAUCUGGCGUCUGGUACCCAGUCAUGUGGAUGGCACAGUCGCUCGCUAUGUGUGCAUUUCCCAUGUCUGGGGUGACGGAAUGGGUAAUCCUCGUCAAAAUUCACUUCCGGAAUGUCAGCUUGAGAAAUUACAAGAUGCCGUGAAUGGGCUUCAUGAAUCUGACGAGGACUUUCCAUUCUGGAUUGACACCGUCUGUAUUCCUCUCCAGCAGCCGUUCCGCAAACAAUCGAUUAGAUCCAUGGCGAAGAUCUACCAGAAAGCGGAAAGCGUCCUCGUCAUAGACAACACGCUUACGAACGUGAGUACGCAGACGAGUAUUGAAGAGAUUAUGUCCAGGAUUGAAGUGUCUGGCUGGAUGGGUAGAUUGUGGACGUUGUCAGAGGGUGUGGCUGCAUCAAAACUAUACUUCAAACUACGACAGCACGCCGUGGUAGUCGAGCAUUUGCAAUAUGAUUAUCGCCUGAAGCGUCUUAGGGCAGACGUUGAACGAUUCCGAGAGCUAUCCGCAGACAGGAAGAACCCCAUGUUCGGACUAUUAGCACGUCAAUUGCGAGGUAUGGAGUCCAUGUCUCCAUCGACCAUGACUCGCACGGAGCUAGCAAAUCUCGAGUUUAACGAGAUUUACUUCUCGGUUUCAACAAGAUUAGUUCAAAUGCGACUACCAAAACGUAUAGCAGAAGAGUACUGGACAGAUGAUAGCCGAUUCUAUUGGAUUCUCUCUAUGCUGACCUCAAGAAACACAAGCAAGGCAGAAGACGAAGCAAUCUGUAUCGCUCAGUUGCUCGAUAUGGACGUGCAACCAAUGCUUGAAAUGGAUCCAGAGACUCGGAUGUUAUCGUUAUUCCUCAGAUACUCGCACCUUAUCCCCUCCGGGAUCAUAUUUGGUAAAAGACCAAGAGCGCAGCGAAUGGGUUUUCGCUGGGCGCCAUUGUCCCUUAUGCAGUCCGAUUUCAGCUUGUCUGGAAAAGCCGAAAGGCUGACUGAGGACGGUAUUUAUGCCUACUACUGCGCUCUCUCUUUCCGGCCCUUUACGUUCAUGUUUCUAUGUACCCACUUCGGAUUGAUUGACUGCUCGAGCGGGACCCGCUACUUGGUCGACGUCCAUGGGAUUGCCGAAAACGAGAUGUUGCACGUGAAAGAGACGAUGCACAUAAUUAUCGAGUGUCCGCUUGGUCAGAAAGACGAGAUCAAAGGCCUUUUGGUGAACGUCUUAGGCGAAGAAAACGGAAGUACUUUUGCAGAAAUUGUGAGACCAGUCGUGAUCAGAGACCUUGGUGCCCGCAAAAAUCUUCCAGAUCACGAAUGCGCAGCAGUAGAUCCUGUUGUGCCAAAUCGCCUCUGGUGUCUUGGUUAG
This is a messenger RNA of Aspergillus udagawae, 2463 nucleotides long. RefSeq lists its product as uncharacterized. The transcript has a single exon. Bases 1 to 2463 code for a protein of 820 amino acids. Lineage: Eukaryota; Fungi; Ascomycota; Eurotiomycetes; Eurotiales; Aspergillaceae. The record is from RefSeq and is a predicted model, not a curated record.